Molecule: messenger RNA, 2988 nt
Organism: Truncatella angustata
Lineage: Eukaryota; Fungi; Ascomycota; Sordariomycetes; Amphisphaeriales; Sporocadaceae
Product: DDHD domain-containing protein
Exons: 3
Cellular component (GO): cytoplasm
Molecular function (GO): glycerophospholipase activity; metal ion binding
Source: RefSeq, a predicted model, not a curated record
GAGAAGAAGCAAGAGAAGUCGUAUUUCGCAUCAGCAGUCGAGUCCAUGAAUCCGUGGACUAGCCGCAGCACCACUCCGGCACCCAAGGAGAAGGACAUGCCACCCCCGCCCAAAAAGGCAGCGCCGUCGAAGAAGGCCGACGAUCAUGCCAUCACCACAUUAUAUGGCCAAAGUUUCAAGAGAUAUCCUCCCGAAAGUCCACCCUUGAACGUCAAGUGGUUUCAUGCCGUGGAUGUCCCCAAAAGGAAACCAGAGUACUUGAAGUCAGGCAAGAAAGAGAAGCUGGACCCGAAACCAGACCCAAAGCCCCCACCAGCGCCGAAAAAGUUUGUUCCAUUCUCCAUCAAUGAUUCUCGAGCCAUCGAAAAUAGUUAUCAAAAGCUGCUAGAGGAGUGGGAAGAGAACCGCGGCAGAGGCGCAAUGAUCCGACACAAGCGCUCGAGCUCACUCCGGAGGCGCGGCGCGUCCAACGAGGAUCGUCCGAACACGAGCAUUGACUCCGAGGGCGGAGAUCAGGGACAAGGCGUCCGGGUUCCUGUGAAUGAGGAUUUUCUGUUUGAUGUUGACAUCGAGCAACGCGAACUCGCUCCAGUAUACUGGCUUGGCCCGAUAUACGACGUUCAGAGAGGUAGUUGGUUCUAUCAGGAGGGAGCCACAUUGCGACCGUGUGAGGAGAACCUUGCCGCCCAGCUUGAGGAGGGGUAUCUGAAGAUCAAGCCCUGGACGUAUCCAGAGACAAGAAGCCGGAGCAACUCUGGAGCCAAAACGAGCAUCACACCCAAGGCAUCCCGUCAAGAUCUCAGAGCAGCAGCUGCGGCACAAGCGGAAGGUGCCCUGAAACCCUUACCCGGUCAAGCAAAUCCCCAGCAUCAGCCAGAGACAUACAGAUUAUUUGGUGCUUAUAUGAAUUCCGUGGCAACCUACCAAGACUCCACAACAGCAUGGCUUUCAACCGACACUGUUUUCUCAUGGGUGACCUCGUCAGUUUACCAAAGAUUUGCUGGUGGCGGAUACCUGAGUGGAGUGAAGCUCGUUCGUGGUUACACGGAACCUGGAAAGACCGUUGAGAAGCGACCAACAACGCCUACCACUGCCACCUUGCCGCAACAACCCGAAGACGAGAAGAAGUUGAAGGCUCUUAAACGAAGAUCCGCGCCUCCUCUUACUCGAGCUGAGGGAGCUGUUGAUGUUCACGAAGAAGACAAUGUUGGUCGACCAAGUCGUGAAAGUCAGCUUGAAAGACAGUUCUCCAACUUUAUGGAAACCGCCGAGGAUCCUGAUGCGCAACAGGAACAGAUCAGGAAGCGAGAGGAGCAGGAGAUUCAAGAUGACUAUAACGCUCAAGCUGGCGAAACCCAAGGACGCGAGAUUGAGCAUCUGAUCCUUGUGACCCAUGGAAUUGGUCAGCUAUUGAGUUUGCGGAUGGAAAGCAUCAACUUCGUCCACGAUGUCAACGUUCUGCGCAAGACUUUGAAGGGGGUAUACUCUCAUUCCGACGAUCUUCGCGCCAUGAAUGCAGAAAAUGGUACUGGCCCUGGUCCUGGCAAUUGUAGGGUGCAAGUACUACCAGUGUGCUGGCGGCAUUUACUUGAUUUUCCAAAGCGCCGCGAGAAGAAAGGCGAGCACGACCUGGGCACGGCAGAAAUUGAUGACGAGGAUGAAUACCCAGCAUUGGAGGACAUCACUAUCGAGGGGAUAGCGUUCGCUCGCUCACUCAUCAGUGACCUGGCACUUGACGUGCUUUUGUAUCAGUCCGCGUACAGAGAGCAGAUUACCGAUAUCGUAUCCAAGGAGUCGAACCGCAUCUACAAACUGUUCAUGGAGCGCAACCCGGAGUUCAAGGGCAAGGUCCAUAUCAUGGGUCACUCGCUCGGAAGUGCUAUCAUGUUCGACAUUCUGUGUCGUCAGAAAGAGAAACCGAAACUCGAAAAGCUGCGCAACCCUCUACGUAUAUGGCCAUCCUCUGGUGGCAGGUCCGAAGAAUCCCGUGACAGUCCUCUGGCUUUUGACUUCGAUGCAGGUGACUUCUAUUGUCUUGGAUCUCCAAUCGGCUUGUUUCAGAUGCUCAAGGGGCGUACUGUAGCAGCCAGGCACUCUGCCAAUGCAAGGCCGUCGGAGAGCCCCCUGAACCCCGAAUAUAUGGAUGAUCCAUUCAACGAUGCGGACUUCAGCGGACGAGUUUCGGCGGUAACGGGCCAUCCCUUCUCUGUUUCCUCACCAAAGACAGCCCAACUCUUCAACAUAUUUCACCCAUCCGAUCCAAUAGCGUAUCGUAUCGAGCCGUUGAUAUCACCUGCCAUGUCGGCGCUGAAACCUCAACUUCUGCCCUAUACGAAGAGAGGUAUUUUCGAUGCAAUGGCACCUCAGGGUCUAGCAGGCAUCGGUUCUAAAGUCGGUCAAUCGGUAUCCAGUCUCUGGUCGAACAUAUCCGGCAGUAUCACAUCCUCGCUUCUCAACCGCUCCCUGGGACUGACUAACGAGGAUGUGGCGAAUUAUCAGGCGCAGCAGGCGCAGCAGGCGAACGUGAACGGGCCGAACACAUCUCAGACAACCAAAGGGAAGAAUCCGGUGGAUAACGGCCCGGCUGCCACGCCUGGUGUGCUUUCCGAUACCUCUGCAGAACAGAAGCUGAACGAAGCUCGUAAGAAGGCCCUCGCUCGGCGCACCUCUGCCUUCGACACGGGCGCCACGCUGAUCGACGAGGACAUGGAGACGCUCUUCAGCCAGUUCCAGAAGAAGCGCGUCGAGGCCAUGAGCCGCGCCGAGGAAGGCAAGGCUCUCGGGGACGAGUGGGCCGCCGAGGAGGCCAAGGCCCAGAAGCUGCGCAGGGAGGAGAUGAAGGUUCGCGCGUUAAACCGCAACGGCCGCGUCGACUACAGCAUUCAGGAGAGCGUACUCGACUUCAACCCGAUCAACACGAUCGCGUCGCAUAUGGCGUAUUGGCAGGACGAGGACGUCAGCCAUUUCAUUUUGUCGCAGCUACUUUCG